Molecule: messenger RNA, 1269 nt
Organism: Syzygium oleosum
Lineage: Eukaryota; Viridiplantae; Streptophyta; Magnoliopsida; Myrtales; Myrtaceae
Exons: 1
Coding region: 529-897 (122 amino acids)
Source: RefSeq, a predicted model, not a curated record
UUUAUUUUCAGGCUCUCGUUUCUCUGCUGACUCCCCUUUCGACCUCAUUUCUUCCUCCUUUUGUCUCCGUUCACAUAUCUCUUUUCGUCCGCUAGAGAGAGAGAGAGAGAGAGAGAGAGAGAGGUAGAGAGACGCAGGAUAUGCAGAAAACAAUACACAGAGAGAAGCUGAUGGGUCGGGUCUCACACUCCUUUGACCAAGAAAAGGCAAAGAUGAUUUGGUGAUCUUUUUAUUUAUUCUAUUCAUUCAGUGAGUAAAAGAAGUGGUUGCUACAUACCCAAAAAAAAAGAAGAAGAAGUGGUUGCUGUGCAGUUAUUAGCUUCUUCUCGAUGAGAGAGAGAGAGAGUUUAUAUUGAGAAAAGUAAGAUCAUCUAAACCAAUUUUGAUUUGGUGAUAGAGUAAACAUCUGGCUCUGGUUUUGGUGGGUUCUACAGGUUUCAUCGAAGGUUUUUGGGUAUUACCGGUUCACCCAAGAUUUGAGUAGAAGCUGGAAUUCUUAUUCUAUUUGUUUUCUUGAUUUGGGGGAAGAUGGGAAAGAGGAAGGCACAGAAAACGAAGGAACUAUCGGUGGCAAUAGCAGAAGCGUCAUCAUCAGCACCAGCAGCAGGAGACGAAACCAAGUCUCCAGUAGUGACACCCAGAAAGAGAGGCCGACCUCGCAAGAUCGUCGAAGCAAAGGCUGAACCAAAGCAAGAAGAGGAACAACAGAAUCCAAUACAACAAGCUGAAGUAGUGGAAGAAGAAGAAGAAGAAGCUAAAGUAGCGGACCAAACGAAGAAAGCCAGAGCUGGUGAAGUGGAAGAGCAGAAGCAAGAGACGUUGCAGGAGUCAUCAACAAAAAGGACUAGCAGCAGAAGCAGAGUGAGAAGAAAGAGCAAGCCUCGUAAGAGCAGCUGACAAAGAAGACGGACCCAUUUACUAUCUUACUCUUUUCUCUGCGCAACUCAUUCUGUCUUUUGGUUUUGUAGCUCUGGUCUUGAUCAGGCAAUUAGAUGAUCGAAGAUCAUUCCUGCCUUUUUAACACUUCACAUGUGGCUCACAUGUAUUCUUCAUACCUAUGUGUUGACACGACGACGACGGAAUACUGCUGCAAAUUAGGUUUACUGGUAUGGGUUUGUUUUCCACUUUCUAUGCCCCCACGCUUCAUUGAAGUUACCCACUGAUUGAAGUCAUCGGUCUCUUCUUUUGUUGUUUUUUAGCUUGUGGUUUAUCUGUGUGCUCAAACCAAUCAAUGAAUCAGAAUCACAGAUGAACAUGGUUUUUUCUUUC